CCGUCCCUCCCCUCAGCCCGGCCGCCAUUUCGGGAGCGCAGCGCGGGCGCGCGGCGCCCCCUGGCGGUCCCGCGGCCGGCCCGUCCCUCCCCGUCCUGGCGGCCAUGAAGUCCGUGUUCGUCACGGUGGGCACCACCAGCUUCGACGAGCUGAUCGCCGCCGCCGGCUCCCCGCCCGCGCUGCAGGCGCUGCAGAGCCGCGGGUACCAGAAGCUGGUGCUGCAGGUGGGCCGGGGCUCGCUGCCCCAGGCGCAGCCCAGCAGCAGCUCGGCCGUGGCGGUGGAAGUGUUCCGCUUCAAGGACUCGCUGGCUGAGGAGCUGCAGAGGGCAGACCUGGUCAUCAGCCACGCAGGUGCUGGUAGCUGCCUGGAGACUCUAGAGAAAGGAAAACCACUAAUAGUAGUAAUAAAUGACAAGCUGAUGGACAACCAUCAGCUUGAGCUGGCCAAACAGCUCCACAGAGAUGGCUGUGUCCUCUACUGUAACUGCAGCACUCUUGUGGAGACACUGCAGUCAAUGGACUUGUCAGCUUUGAAACCUUUUCCUCCUGGACAGCCAGAAAAGUUUGCUUCAUUCUUGGAUAAAGUUCUUGGGUUGCAAUAAACAAAAUGGAGAAAUAAAGAAGUUGGAAUAAAA
Messenger RNA from Parus major (Great Tit), 635 nucleotides. Its product is annotated as UDP-N-acetylglucosamine transferase subunit ALG13 homolog. The transcript has 4 exons. NCBI's taxonomy places the organism in Eukaryota, Metazoa, Chordata, Aves, Passeriformes, Paridae. Gene Ontology annotation, molecular function: hexosyltransferase activity. The coding region runs from base 105 to 602 and encodes 165 amino acids. Gene Ontology annotation, biological process: dolichol-linked oligosaccharide biosynthetic process. The record is from RefSeq and is a predicted model, not a curated record.